Molecule: messenger RNA, 1791 nt
Organism: Mycena citricolor
Lineage: Eukaryota; Fungi; Basidiomycota; Agaricomycetes; Agaricales; Mycenaceae
Source: the annotation of a GenBank genome assembly
CCGAUCUCCAAUUAGGUUUUUUGGUCCGCUGCACAUUACAAAGGUAUGAUCUCUAUAUGGUAUUUUAUAUUACUUUUAUCCUGGUAUCCAAGAACAAAACAAUCCAUCCAGCGGAUCCUACGCAUUAUAGGGCGAUAUAGGCCAGCCAUGUCGGGGCGAAGACGAAGAAACACGAGUAGGCUCGUGCCCAACAACCGGUGCGGGCGAUACAGAAAAGGGGCGGAGAUCGGUCGGACGGAAACACGAAAACAGUCGAAACACAACGAGGAAAACACGAAUCAACACGCCAACGACACGGGGGCCAAAGCGAGCGCGCGGCCAGAUCGGGGCCGCGUCCAACCGGAGAACAUCCUGAAGAGCGACGAAGAAGCUGGCAUCCUCCGAAGACCACCCUGCUGCUGCUGCUCUGCUGGGGAUCUGUCCGCCGACCAAGAGUCAUCCGAGGCGGUACUGCCACGGAACGAAUCGCUGUCUGAUGAACUGUCGGUGUCGGUCUCGGUCCGGAGGAGACAACGCGGCCGACUUGAGCGUUGCACCGAAGCGAUCUUGGAGGAUGCGCUGGAUGUUGACGCCCGCCCUGGAGUCGAAGCUGUCCGCAGACGCGUCGCUAGCCGUAGAAGAGCUGCUCGCGGACGCAGGCAACACCGAAACCGUCUCUGUCCGCCCGGAACGAUCUUCAAGAAUGCGCUGGAUGUUGGCGCCGGCAACCGAAUCGAAGCUGUCCUGGGACCAGUCGGUGGCGCAGGUCGAAGUACUCUCGGACACCUGCAGCGCUGCGAUCUUCUCACUCGUCGCUGAGUACCAAAGUCGGGAGAAAGCCGCCGGCUUGAGGGAUGCCGUGUCGAGCGAGGCCUCGAUGAGCGCACAGACGGGCAAGACGGGCUUGGCGACUUUCGGGACGGGGGCGACCACAGGAACUCCGACGCAAGAACCAGCAACAGGGGCGGCGACGACCACAGCAGGAGCAGAAGGCCGGACUGGAGGGACAUCGACCACCGAGGCAGCAACGACCACUGGGGCGACAGGCCGAGACUGGGGCUUCUCAGGCACAAAUUUACGCAUGAGGCAGCGUAAUCCGCGCUGGGGGCUGGCGAACGACCGAGAGACGAAGCCGAAGGAGCUAUCCGAGCGAGACAUCGCAGCUGGGAACGGGCAGACGCGAAUCGUGGACGGAACCUCGGCAGCGACGGGAACCCAGGGAGCAGGGACCUGGUGACGGGCCAGCUUCUUCCAGUUGACGCCGGUGAAGUAGCGGUGCUCCUUGAGCUGUGCGAGCGUGAGCCGAGUCUCGCGGUUGUGGUCGAGGAGGCCCUGGAUGACCGCUUUGAGGUCGACAUCGACAGUCGCGAGUUCCGGUGACUCAGACGAAGGCAUCUGUUGGUUUAAACGCGUCAGAGACAGCAGCAACACACAUCAAGAAACUUACAGCUCCCGUUGCCAGUUGAUGAGCGAUUACCCCCAACGCGAAGAGAUCAGCAUCGAAACUGUACGGCGUGCCCUGGACCUGUGCGGGUGCCAUGUAACCUGGGGUUCCGCACCGCUCUCUGGUGACACCGACUACCUCGUCCAUGGUCUGCUGGAAGAACGAACCACAGUCUGCAUCCGCCGCAGCAUCAAAGACAAUCUCAACAGGCUCGUCGUUGCCGUGCAUGAAGGACCCGGGCAGGUGCUUGGCGAGAGAAAGGCCACCGAGGACGAUGUUGCCGUCUUCAGUGAAGAAGAUGUGGGCGGGCUUGAGGUUGCGGUGGACGAUGUGCUGAGCGUGAAGAGACUCGAGCGCCGUGACCUGAC